AUGCUCAGCGAGGACCAGGAAUCCUCCGAUGAGGCGGAAUGCGCCGUCUGGAGGUUCCGCUGCCGCGUGGCCAGGUGUCCCUACAGGUCCAACAGGCCCUACAAUAUGUCGCGGCACGAGGAGAGGCACGCGGUGCCGCUGGACGACAAGCUGUACCGCUGUCCCGUCUGCGUCUACAGCAGCGACAAGAGCUCCAACCUGAAGCGGCACAUCUCCAUCAAGCAUCCGGAGGCCAAGGAUCGCCUGCCGGAGACCUCGUCCCCGGAUCGCAGCGCCAAGAUUCAGUGCCAGGUGAUGGGCUGCCGCUACGAGACUAAUCGCCCCUACGACCUCAAGCGCCACCUGAUGGUGCACAACCGGCCGGACAAGAGCCACAGGACCUUCAAGUGCUCCCUGUGCACCUACAGCUCCGACCGCAAGGCCAAUCUCAAGCGGCACCACGAGUUGCGGCACUCGGGCAUCGAGGAGGCCAUUCAAACGGCCGAGGAACUGCGCCAGGAGUUGCAGAUGGAGGAAGAGAUGCUAGAGAGGCAGAAGAUAAAGGAUCAGAAGCUAAAGAAGAAGAGGGAGCAACAGAAGUUGCUAGAGGAUCAAUUGCCUGACAUUCAAACACUGGAGGAGCAGUUGGAUAGCGAGGAAAUUCAAUCAAAUUCAGGCGUUCAGGUAGAAACAGCGCUGCCCAAGCCAAAGGAGAAUUUGCUCAGCAAUUUGAUGGAGGACCUGGUUGGCGAGGAGCAGGCUGACGAUCAGCUGGAUUUUGUAUACGAGGAGGAGGAGCAGCCGCCCAUAAUCACCAUUUGCAAACCGCAGAUAAUUCAGGGAGACAUUAGCGAUAAGCAAGUCAUUGCAGUCAAUGUAAAUGGCGAGCUGCGGUGGUUCCAAUCAAUAGAUCCGCCGCCCGGAGCUCCCACCAAACUGGACUUAGCUGUCGAGAAGUCGGAAGUUGUCUUUGCCCAGCAGCAAAUGGAGGAGUUGGAUGAUGAGUUGGCCCUUUCUUUGGCCGAACAUGAUCAGCAAGAGGAGCUUCUAGUCGAAAUGCUGACUGAGGAGGAGCCACCAGCCGAGUCCAAAGAGUCCACGCCUAUAGAACUUGCCUGGAGUUGGAGUACGCCGCACGCUGUACACCAAAUUACUCCCACAAAUGAAGAGGAAAAGGACCUCAAAUCUGAAGAUACGGAUGACUUUCCCGAUUGGUGGGACGACGGCAGAUACACAAAGAUGUCCAGAAACCAGAUAUUUCGAAAUCAAGCAAAGAAACCCUCGCAGGCGAAUGUGCAGCGCAUCCUGAGGAUAAUUUAUGACGUCUAUUACAAGCCAUUUAAGGAAGAUCGCAAGCAGUUCGAGGCCUUUCAAAUCAAGGACUCGUGGCUAUGCGCCACUCGAAUGACUCGAUUGCAGAUCAUCAAGGAUAUGUACUCGAAACAGGGGACAUAAACUAUUGAAAAAUGUAUUUUUUAGUUUAGUUUAUAUAUUGUUGAGAACAGCAAUAUCUUGUUGUUUUAAGAGUUAAGUGUACGAUAUAUCAGAUCACAACUAUUU
Molecule: messenger RNA, 1539 nt
Organism: Drosophila takahashii
Lineage: Eukaryota; Metazoa; Arthropoda; Insecta; Diptera; Drosophilidae
Gene: her
Product: hermaphrodite
Biological process (GO): regulation of transcription by RNA polymerase II
Molecular function (GO): DNA-binding transcription factor activity, RNA polymerase II-specific; RNA polymerase II transcription regulatory region sequence-specific DNA binding
Source: RefSeq, a predicted model, not a curated record